AUGAAACCACUUACCACCUGGUGGCACCGGCAGUCAAACUCACAGCCUAACACCAACAUUUCCAAGUGGACGCGGCCGUCACCCAAGCCAAUCGAUGUAGAGCGAGAUUUAAUAGUUUUUCAACAUAUUGAUAUUCAAGAAGGGAAAGGACGACGGCCAACAAUCCAACUCUUUGGCAUCACUCAGGAUGGCCACACUCUUUUGGCCCAUGUACAGGAUUUCAGGCACUAUUUCUAUUUUCCUUCUCCAGAGGGCAUAACGGAUGAUGACUUGAAACCAAUCAAGGAUGCCUUGAAUGAUGCUCUCAAGGCCGAAAACGGCAUUCCCAUUGUCGACGACAUUCAGAGAACAAGAGAGUAUCCGCGUCAGGAUGAGCGAAAGAAAGACUUUCUAAAGAUAUUCUUUCCCAACCCACAGAUCAUGAAGGCUGUUAGAGAUAAAUCUAACAUUCGUCCUGCCGACCGACAUGGAUUUGCGUAUACUUAUUUCCAGCACAUGUGUUUGGCAAAGAAAGACUCCAUUAUAAAGACUUCUUUCGCUCUCCCCAGAAGAUCUAUGAGAGUAAAACAUCAUACACUCGGCGAUUUAUGA
Molecule: messenger RNA, 591 nt
Organism: Laccaria bicolor S238N-H82
Lineage: Eukaryota; Fungi; Basidiomycota; Agaricomycetes; Agaricales; Hydnangiaceae
Exons: 4
Coding region: 1-591 (196 amino acids)
Biological process (GO): DNA-templated DNA replication
Molecular function (GO): DNA-directed DNA polymerase activity
Source: RefSeq, a predicted model, not a curated record